Diutina rugosa is the source of this 444-nucleotide messenger RNA. RefSeq lists its product as uncharacterized. The record is from RefSeq and is a predicted model, not a curated record. The transcript has a single exon. NCBI's taxonomy places the organism in Eukaryota, Fungi, Ascomycota, Pichiomycetes, Serinales, Debaryomycetaceae. The coding region runs from base 1 to 444 and encodes 147 amino acids.
AUGUACUCUCCUGACAGUGAAGCUGAAGGCGAGCCCUCCCGGAGCUCGACGCCUGAGUCAAUUGAUUUUGCGGCCCAAGAGGAGAUGGACUUCUUCUGCAAAAACUUGUUUGACGUAUUCCCGGAAGACCCCGCCGACGAGCAAGAAUCGGUCGACGAUGCUUCGUUUGAGAGCGUCAUCAAGAGCUUAGGGCGCAUUCAACUUCGUGGCGAGCAAGGGAUAGGCCUCCAGGGUGAGCUCUCCGACUUGCUAGAGAUGUGUCAGCAGGUGUACGAUGAAACGUUAUUGCACUCACCUACGAAAAAGCAACAGCAGGCGAUUAAGGAAAUCUUUGACGCAAUCUCCACGAUUUACAACAACACUCAACCCCACGGAAUCUACGUGCAAUACCACUACCGCAAGCUCAAGAAGGACGUUGAGAAGUUGUUCGAAACUCUGUCAUAG